AGCGGUGUAGCUGCUGUUUACAACUGUCGUAGUAAACAAAGUGAAUGGGAAUGCAGUUUGUCUUGUUUAGAUGCAUUUUUUGAUGAUUUGACAGAGAUUGAAUUCAAUACUUGAUGAUUUUGUAAGCUAUCUGUAGAUUACGAGGAAAGUUUUUUGUUUUGAAGUUUUCAACGAAUCCUUAACCAGAUUGAUCAUAAGUAAAGUGGAUUGACUUAAAGGAACUAGUUUGGUGGCUGCGAAGAUAUCAAGCCUAGAAAAAUUGCAGAAGGAGGAUUAUUGACAAAUUGACAUCUGAAUCUGGGAGCUUUGUCGCUCAGCCGCUGCUUCGGAUUUGUAGUUGAGUAUCAAGAUCUUACUGCAACAAUUCCAGUUCUUGAAUGAAAACCACCAGUGGAAACAGCUUACUCGUGCUAUCGUGCGUUCGCUUUUAUAAAGAAUCAAAAGGAGUUGUUAGGUUUUGAGCAACUGAGAACACAGGAAAUCGUAAUCGUGAACCACAUCCGAUAUCGAAUGAAGUAGGGAAGCUUGAGUGUAUUGUCAAGAAUCAAGGAGAUAUUCUGGCGAACUAAAGAGUUCACUAUUAAAUGAGGAUACUACUUACUCAAAUCUCGGUUGAUUAAUCUAAAGAUGGAGAAAGGAUUGGUAAUCCUCAUUUUAUGGUGCUUUUGGCUUAAUUCUUGGCAAGUAAAUGCAUUUGAGAUUGAAGUCAACCUAUCCAAAGAUCUUUAUGCAGUGAAAUACAACCAAGUGUAUUUCCUUUGCAAAGUAACAGGAACUGACAAGAAUGAUGUAACAGUGUCAUUUGCCAUAAAUGGACAGCCUAUUGUUAGACCUCCACCAUACAAACUCAGUUGGACGGAGGGUGGUAUUCUUAUGAUACGCCCCCUUUUUGUUGGAAGAUCUGAUGGACUGUAUGAAUGUGUUGCCAGCGAUAAGAAAGGAACUACAAAAAGGAAAGGUUUCCGGCUUACAGUCAAGGAAGAAAAAGAUCUGCCAAGUGGCUUUCCUCGAUUGGUAGUCACGCCAAAGUCAGCUUACCUUAUUGAAGGGGAAACAGCUAUAAUGCGAUGUGCUGCAACUGGAAAUCCACAACCACAGAUCAAAUGGUUUGUCUCCAAUAGGCCACUUAAUUUGUCACAUCCUAGGGUAUCAUUACUCUCUGAUGGCAGUGUGAAAAUUGUUAAUGUCACUAGAACAGGCAUGGGACUGUUUGAAUGCGAGGCCUCAAACAGCAUUGGGAGUAGAGUAUCUCGAAGAGCUGGAAUAUUUGUUAAAGAACGAGAAGUAAUAAGAAUCAGUCCCACUUUCACAAAGACCCAGCAAGAUAUAACUGUGGACCCUGAAUCAUAUGUGACUUUGAGCUGUGCUGCAACUGGAAAACCCCAGCCAGUCUUUUCAUGGUUCAAAAAUGGCAUGCUUCAGGCAGGUGGCACUGAUGGCUAUUUCCAUAUUCGAUAUAUCCGGGAGUCAGCCAAUUACACAUGUCAAGCAAGAAAUGAUGCUAAACGUACUGCUGAGAGCACAUCACAAGUCAUUGUAAGGCCAAAGCCUUUUAGACCAUCUGAAGCUCGGCUUGUUAACAAAACUGUGACAUCAAUAACAGUAACAUGGAGUCCAAAUCAUCGUGAAAGAAAUCCAAUCACAGGAUAUAUAAUAAAAUACAGGAUCAAGGGAACAACUGCUUGGAGCCAGCAGCUUGUGAAAGCACCUGUAAUGGUUUUUACAUAUGGGGGUCUCAAACCUUACACUUUUUGUGAGUUUCAAGUGAUUGCUGUUAAUGAUGCAGGCCAGAGCCGGCCAGGGAAGAUUGAUUACUUUGUUAGUGGAGAAGCUCCUCCUGAAACCCCAGCAAUUAACCUUCUUGGAAAAGGUGUGAGUGACACAUCCUUCAAUGCAACUUGGGAUAGGCCCCUUGUACCAAAUGGUCGCAUACAGCGCUUCAGAGUAUACUAUACUGUAGACAGAACGGAGAAGCUGUCAGACUGGUCUCUUGCUUAUGCUGGACGCACAUGGAAGCUAAUAGGAUGGCUGGAGGACCGAAUGGUUUAUUAUUUUAGAGUUCAGGUUGUUGGUGUUGCGGGGCUAGGACCAUUGUCAGAAAUAGCUGUUGUGAAGGCACAGGCUGGUGUUCCUGGUCAACCUAAAAGCGUUGUUGCCAGGGCAAUGGGAGCAAGAUCAAUAUCUGUCUCAUGGACUGAACCAACGUACCACGGAAGUGGCCUAGACGUGUAUGAAGUGCAAUACGAGUCAAGUUUUGGUCGUUUCAACAAGACUGCUGAAUUUGGCUCAAAGUCACUUGUCCUUACUGGAUUAUCCCCGUAUACACAAUAUACAGUUUAUGUAUUGGCCAAGUCGUUCAGUGGCAUAGGACCACCAUCCGAGCCACAAAAAGUAACGACGUUCGAAGACAAACCAACCGGACCACCCCAAAGUGCCCGUGCCCGGCCGAGAAGCUCUACAUCGAUCAAAGUGUUCUGGCAACCCCCUCUUCCUCGUCACCAAAACGGAAUUAUCAAUGGCUACAAUAUCAUGUAUACUCCUAUCAGAGAUGCAACACCUGCUGUACUUUCAGUUGAUGGAGCCCAAAGGUCUGCUCUUUUGACUGGCCUGCGUAAAUACACUAAAUACACCAUUUGGGUAACAGCAAAAAAUUCGAAAGGAGAGGGACCACCGACAAAUAAAUUUGAGCUUUUCACGGACGAAGAUGUGCCAGAGGGUGCUCCAAGAGAUAUUCUAGCCCAGGCUUUGAAUGAUUCCGCGUUGUCUGUGAGCUGGCAAGAACCAAUUGAAAAGAGUGGAAGAAUUCGAGGGUAUUUUGUGUAUUAUUUACCAGUCACCGAUGACUAUCAGGUUAUUCCCGACAAGACCCUCCCAUUUUCCUACGAUGCAGACAGCUCUCAAGAUCGCCACGCAGUUGUUGUUAAAAAUGUGGAGCCUUCAACGACGUACCGUAUCACCGUUGCUGCAUACACUUUAAAGGGUGAUGGGGCUCGAAGCCAUGCUGUUUACGUUAAGACCCCAAAGCGUCUGCCCCCAGCCCCGGUGAUCAGGCGAACUACAUUACUCAGCAAAACGGGCACGAGUCUCAAACUAGUCUGGAGGCCAAGGAUGGCCGUACUUAGAUAUAAGAUUGUAUAUGGCAAAACCAUUUCUCAAUACGACAGCCUAGCUGGUGAACGGACAGUUUACGUCAGUGUCUCGAAUAGAACCAAGAUAUUUAACGACCUGGACUAUGGUGUUUGGUAUUGCUUCAAAGUGUCAGCUGAAACUACAACAGAUUGGUCAUCAGAAGCACAGACUUGGGUGAAAAUGCCCGAUGGAAAGCCGACUGGGCCACCGUUAAAUGUACGUGCAGUAACCGGGUCGGCUUCUUCAAUUAAAGUCACAUGGGAGUCACCUGAUCCAUGGCAGCGUAAUGGAAAAAUCACCAAGUAUGUUGUGAGAUAUAAGAAAGUGACUGGAGGAGAAACUAUGCGAAAGACGUUAACAGCGGGUUCUAGUGAUACGCGUCUCGAAAUGAUUGUCGAGGAUCUCCAAGUGAACACGAUGUAUUUGUUCAGUGUCCGUGCUUUCACCUCUGUCGGACCAGGCCCUUCAAGCUUGGAAGUGAGAUCGCAGACAGAUGAUCAAAAGUUACCCGUCGUUCCAUCAGUGGAGAUUGGUGAUGUGACCAGUGAUUCAGUAUAUGUUGAAUGGAAGCAACCUUCACAAGCUUCCGAAUUCAAAAUAAUUGGCUACAAGGUCUCAGUGGCGGGCUCCCGAUCAUACAGAGAUGAAACAAGCACGAUCAAAACGGUUAGCAGCUUUGCUGAAAAGCAAAUCACACCUCCUGCCACCUCGGCCUUCUUUGGAAACCUUCAGGCUUUUCUCCACUACACCGUCUCCGUCAGGAUUAAUACAACUGUCGGCAUAGGGCAACGUACUGUUGCUAACUUCAAAACAAAUAGUGCUGCCCCACCAGCAGCCGAGCCCCCUAGAAGUGUGCAAAUUGUGAAGAACAACCUCAUAUCAGUGGUUUUGUCGCCUGCUUCAGACAUUAAUGGGCCAAUAGCGUUCUACCAUUUGUGUGUCUUGGAUCUCGGAGAAAAAAGCGGCACCUCAGCUGGAGUGAGAAAAAGACGAUCCUCUAUAAAAACACAAACAUACGUAACUGCAGAACUGAAACCAGCAGAACUUCCUCGGGGUAUUUUAGUUGGAGAAGGAAACAAGAUUGGGGGUUAUAAAAACAAGAAACUCAGUCCUGGUCACACAUACAGACUAUUUGUUAAUGUACACGUAAGACAAGGUUCCAGAUACGUCAACAGAACAAGCCCAGUCACAGACUCUGUCUUUUUACCCAUGCCUGAGCCAGACAAGAAAGUUACAAAUGCUAAACAGGAAGGCUCCGCCGCGUCCAAUUCUGGCGGUGGUAGUAAUGGCAUUUUGAUCGGUGUUAUCGUAAUUGGUGUCAUCUUUGUCCUGUUGAUUAUUGGCGCUGUGACAUUUUUCAUAAGAAGACGAAAGCCCAGUCCACCGCGCGACGAGGAAUCCAGCAAAAUCCUCCUUCAGAAGAAAAGUGGUUCAGUCAGAUAUGACAAACCUAAGGAUUUAGUUGAAAUGCAUCGUAUGACGUAUCCAACAGUUGAAAUGAUGAGCCACCCACCAAUUCCCGUAGAAGAAUUCGCAAAACAACUGGAUCUUCUCAAAACUGAAGACUUUGAACAGUUUAUUCAAGAGUUCGAGUCCAUUAAACCUGGUGAGAAGCCUAUUUCAGAGGAAUCAAAUCAACCAUACAACAAGUUGAAAAAUAGAUAUCCAAAUCUUCUUGCUUACGACAAGACACGAGUAGUUCUGUCAUCAACUGGUGAACCUGGCUCAGAUUAUCUCAACGGAAAUUAUAUUGAUGGUUACCGCAAAGAAAGAGCAUACAUAGCAACUCAAGGACCAAUGGAAAAUACGGUGGCAGAUUUUUGGAGAGCUUGCUGGGAAAACAACACACGAACGAUUGUUAUGAUGACUAAACUAGAAGAAAGAGGAAGGAGUAAAUGUGAGCAGUACUGGCCUAGUAACGACAUUGCUAAUUAUGGACGAAUCAGAGUCAUGAAAAUCGAUCAACUGGAACUUGCAAACUACACGAAAAGGACAUUCCAGAUAGCCGAGGUUGACGGAAAUGAAACGCGUGAGGUGAAGCAGUUCCAGUUCACAGCUUGGCCCGAUCCAGGGGUGCCACGAAACCCAGCACCGCUACUCAAAUUUAUAAGAAGAGUCAAAAAGGAAAACGAAGAGGGAUCUGGACCAAUUAUUGUCCACUGCAGUGCUGGUGUUGGAAGGACAGGCUGCUACAUUGUAAUUGAUUCAAUGCUGGAAAGGAUCGACAGUGAUAAUACAGUAGAUAUUUAUGGAUAUGUGACCAUGCUUCGGUCGCAGCGAGAUUUCAUGGUUCAAAAUGAUGAGCAGUAUAUAUUUGUCCAUGAUGCCGUCAUGGAUGCCAUCGUAUCAGGAUCGACUGAGGUGGAGGAGAGUGAACUCGUCAACUAUUUCAAAACACUGACAAGCCUUAACAAACGAGGCGGCGAUGAUUUAGAAGAAGAUUUUAGGGUUAUUGUUGAUGCAACAGUCCCGAACACUGGAAAUUUCACAUCAGCACAUUUAUCAAUUAAUAAGGAAAAGAAUCGAUGCCAGUCAAUUGUUCCAUACGAAUCAAAUCGUGUCUGUCUACAACAGAUUCGUAACCACGAUGGAUCCGAUUACGUCAACGCAAGUUACAUUGAUGGUUACAGAGAAAGGAAGGCAUUCAUAGCUUCUCAAGGCCCCAAAGAAGAAGACACUGAGGAGUUUUGGCGAAUGAUUAUGGAACACAACUGCUCUAUCAUUGUCAUGCUUACAAAUCUAGAAGACAAAGGAAAGGAAAUGUGUCACAAGUACUGGCCAACUGAGAAAUCGGAAAGGUAUUUCUAUUACGUCAUCGAACCUGUAAACGAGACCAGACAUGCGCACUUUUGUGUUAGAGAGUUCAAAGUAAUGGAUGCGAGGGAUGGAGAAGCGCGAACAAUUCGUCAAUUUCAGUACAUCAAUUGGCCUAAAAAUGGUGUACCGCUUUCGUCAGAGGGUGUUCUUGAACUCAUAGGACAAGUUGAUAAGUCGAAAAAUGAACUUAAUAAUUCGGGACCAAUAGUAUGCCAUAGCAAUACUGGAGCUGGCAGAUCUGGCGUGUUCAUAGCUCUUAGUAUCGUAUUGGAAAGACUGCAAGCAGAAAACGUUAUAGACAUUCACAGGACUGUGAAAAGCCUACGAAUGGAAAGACCAUUCAUGGUACAAACUGUCGAACAGUAUCGUUUUUGUUUCAUGGCUGCUAUUGAUUAUUUACGGAGCUUUAAUUUCCCGGUAUGAUUCACCGAUCAAUGCAGUUCCGGCAUUCAUUACACAAGAGUUGGCUGAAACAGUCACAAAAAGUUUUAAUAAGCGCUCCGUCCAUAGCUCAAUACGAGUUGUCGAAGACGAAGAGGCAUUGUGAAUGUUUCUACAGCUGUAUCGUUGACUGCAAGGCCAUGCUGAGGUUGUCCCUUCAAUUGGAAACUACAAGGAUCUGAGAUUGGUGGCUAAGAUAAUCUUUCAUUAAGCUUUGUCUAGACAGCGUAUAUUAUUUAGCCUGUGGGUCGUCUCAUGACUCGCUGAACAGAAAGAGAACAUGGACUUCUUGGCGCACAUGGCCUUAGGGUGUAUACCACAUUAUCUCGAAGAUAAUCUAGUCUGCUAAUGUGACAGAGAAUGCAAUGUGUAUGACACUAGCUAUAGGUGUAAAGUAAUUAAAGGUUGUUAUGUUUCUUUAUCUCGGGUGGAGUUUGCUGUUUUAUUUCCCAGGUUUGGAAAAUAGGAAAUGACUGAGUCAAAAUCUGCUUAGGUUGGAAUAAUUAAGCAACUUAGGGGCGUAGAUGAAACAGCUUUUUAUCUUGCUCAAAAAUGUACAAAUUGCUGUCCAACAGGCAAAAAUUCCAAAGUUUUGCAGCUUUGAAUUGUUUAGAGCUCUAUACUGCUAUUAAUAAAAAUUUUAUUUUAGAAAUGGCAAAUUGAUAUGUCCUACCUGCCCCCUUAGAAAAGGAAUAGAUGGAAGUUACCUUCUUUUUAAGCGGAUUGCUCGUUAUAGUGAAGGAGUAUAAUAAGAUUGUUGCUUGUUAGUGUUGUUGGUGUUGCCUCGACCAUUGGUUUUAGAGCUUCUUUGUAAAGGAUAGGAUUUUAUAAUUUGUUCUAUGUCUUAUUGUUCAAAGAAGAGGCAUUGCUAAAUUCUUUUAUGCUGCAGUUAAUUUUCAGGUAUCGAAUAUGCCAUAUUGUCUGGCAGUUUGGUAUAUUCUCAAAUUGGUAAAUUUUUUUACCAAAAAUCGUAAUAUCGCUUGUUAAAAGCUUUUUAUGUAGAAAGUUAGUAAAUGUAAAUGUUGACAAAACGUGAUUAUCGUGUAUGAAUUAAUGUAAUGUUUAAAUACUCGUUUUACCUGUUUGAUACCGUUUAUACAGAUGUUGUGUUUA
Molecule: messenger RNA, 7500 nt
Organism: Rhopilema esculentum
Lineage: Eukaryota; Metazoa; Cnidaria; Scyphozoa; Rhizostomeae; Rhizostomatidae
Product: receptor-type tyrosine-protein phosphatase delta
Biological process (GO): protein dephosphorylation
Molecular function (GO): protein tyrosine phosphatase activity; protein binding
Source: RefSeq, a predicted model, not a curated record